This is a messenger RNA of Homo sapiens (human), 4215 nucleotides long. RefSeq names its product synaptotagmin like 3 (gene SYTL3). Bases 2116 to 3948 code for a protein of 610 amino acids. The transcript has 17 exons. Gene Ontology annotation, cellular component: endomembrane system; plasma membrane; membrane. Gene Ontology annotation, biological process: intracellular protein transport. Gene Ontology annotation, molecular function: calcium-dependent phospholipid binding; neurexin family protein binding; phospholipid binding. The record is from RefSeq and is a predicted model, not a curated record. Lineage: Eukaryota; Metazoa; Chordata; Mammalia; Primates; Hominidae.
CUCUUCUCUUGAAGCAGAUGCGAAGGCUCCCCGAAUGAGAAAGAAUACUCGGAAUCAGCGGUGAAUUGCAGUGAUCUUUCAGAGAAAGCGCCUGUUCAACUUUGUCCUCUCUCAGAGACUCAGAGCCUUGGGGCACUGAGGGAUGCCAGUUCUGCCUGUUCAUCUGGAACCUGGAUCUAAGGAGGGAAGAGGCGUUGCCCCUGCUGGCAUAGUCAGGUACCAGCCCAGCCAGGUAAGAACCUAAAGUCCUUGUUGCUUUGUGAUUUUCCCUUCAUCUAGAGAGGAGGCCUUUGGAGAACAGGUCUUGUGGGUGCUUUGUCAGAGACUAGAAGCCGAGAACAUCCCUUUUCAGAGCUCUGGGUUUUCUGUUCCUCAUGCAACCUCUGCAGUUGGGAUGAAUAAUAUAUUUUAAUUUUAUUUUACAAUAGGGAAACUGACAAAUAUUGAAUUCCUGAACUGAGCAAUCUUGGCCUGUAGGCCCAUGAACUUGGAGAAAAAAUUAAAUCUUUAUUUUUAUUAACCUUUAACUCAAAUUUAGCAUUUUCUUAAAAUAUGGAUAUAGGCAAGAAACCACAGUAGAAUCAGCAGAACUUGUGACUUUGUCACCAACAGAAAUCACAGAUAUUUUCAUACCACAUGAUAUGUUGUAGCUAUCUCAAGACAUUGUUUCUAUUCAUCACUACUUUGAAAUUCUGGGAGUCCUUAGAUCACUGCUAGAUCUUAAUAUUUCAUGCAUCAAGGAACACAUAUAUUACUAUAUUACAAUUUUUAAAUAUUUCAGUAUAAUCAAUUUCUUCCUAUGUAACACAGCAUACCUUAUUUUAUGCGUUUAAAUACGUAGGCUUCACCAGACUACCAAAGAUUAAGAAAAAGGUUAAGAACCUUUGCUUAAAGGAAAUGCUACCUUAGAGCUCUGUUAGCCUCUCAUUCACUAAUUUGCCAUGGAUCAUAAAUUAAUAUAAUGCAGAUUUUUUUUGAAGCCUAGCAAAGGAAGUUUAGCUUUUAAAGCAUUGAAAGGACGUCUUAUCACUAAGGGAUUCCCAUAGAUUUAAUAACAAAAAUGGUACUAUAGGAAGUAUAUUGAUUUGAUCUUCUGCAUUUUCUGGAUAAAAGGAUGUAUGCAGAACCUUUCAGCUGUCAUUAAACAAAAACAAGAGCUAAUGCAUAAGGCAGCUCAUGAAACUUAUUCAAGACUGUAAAUAAUUGAUAGGCUGAGCUUGUGGUGGUGCUGCUUCAUACAUCCUUAAUUGAUUAAACAUUUUUUGAGUGUUGAAGUUAAUGGUAAAAAUAAUAGCCAACAGUUGGGAAUGUCAUUUUUCCAGUAUUUCUUCAAUUAGGGUAAUGUACAUUAAACACAGACUUUUACGUCCUCUGACCACUAAAGUUAUGGAAUCCAUAUUAGGAAAAUUCAAGUUUGGAAGUUUGAGGCUUUUAGAAAUAUGAGAAGUGUUAUUUAAGCAAAUUUAAAAUUUUACAUUAUCACCGCGAGCAGAAAAUGCAAGGGUUUGUGUAGAAUAUUUUGUCUUUUUGGAAGUAAUGCUGCAGAGAUACUUAAGCCAAGAAAAAUGUUGCCAUUUUUUGUUUUCUUUUCUGCAGGUAUUGAACGGGCUGAGCUUUUCAUGAUGGUUCCUGCUGACCUGGAAACAUCUUAAAUGGAAGGUUAGCUUCUAUGAGUCACUGAUACUCUUUUUAUUGCUAUUUCUAAAUUUCCUUGGCUUGAAAAUUACUUCUGCUUUGCAGAAAUUAUCUGCUUGCAGCUGUGGAUAAUUUAUAACAAUCUCUGGUGAAACCUCAGAAAAGAGAUAUGCUUUUGUCUUAGAUGGAUGUCAGCAGCUGCUGCAGAACCCGGUGAAAACACCCCCCGGGUAGCACGAGGCUCUGCGAGCCGUAACUCCGACAAACGCAGAACUUCUUGAGGCUUUCUUCUUCUAAGGAGUAUGACACAGUUAAAAAGGAAAAAAGAACCACAAGCAAAACAGUUGCCAGUGAAAUAGGAGAGGGAGCUCUUUAAACAAGGCUGGCUGCAGCUGGCCUCCGCCGCUCAUCUGCAGGGCGUGAGCGCUUGGUCCAUGCAGUGAAGCUCUUCCAACCUGGGUCAACGAAAACGGAGAAGAAAUGGCCCAAGAAAUAGAUCUGAGUGCUCUCAAGGAGUUAGAACGCGAGGCCAUUCUCCAGGUCCUGUACCGAGACCAGGCGGUUCAAAACACAGAGGAGGAGAGGACACGGAAACUGAAAACACACCUGCAGCAUCUCCGGUGGAAAGGAGCGAAGAACACGGACUGGGAGCACAAAGAGAAGUGCUGUGCGCGCUGCCAGCAGGUGCUGGGGUUCCUGCUGCACCGGGGCGCCGUGUGCCGGGGCUGCAGCCACCGCGUGUGUGCCCAGUGCCGAGUGUUCCUGAGGGGGACCCAUGCCUGGAAGUGCACGGUGUGCUUCGAGGACAGGAAUGUCAAAAUAAAAACUGGAGAAUGGUUCUAUGAGGAACGAGCCAAGAAAUUUCCAACUGGAGGCAAACAUGAGACAGUUGGAGGGCAGCUCUUGCAAUCUUAUCAGAAGCUGAGCAAAAUUUCUGUGGUUCCUCCUACUCCACCUCCUGUCAGCGAGAGCCAGUGCAGCCGCAGUCCUGGCAGGUUACAGGAAUUUGGUCAGUUUAGAGGAUUUAAUAAGUCCGUGGAAAAUUUGUUUCUGUCUCUUGCUACCCACGUGAAAAAGCUCUCCAAAUCCCAGAAUGAUAUGACUUCUGAGAAGCAUCUUCUCGCCACGGGCCCCAGGCAGUGUGUGGGACAGACAGAGAGACGGAGCCAGUCUGACACUGCGGUCAACGUCACCACCAGGAAGGUCAGUGCACCAGAUAUUCUGAAACCUCUCAAUCAAGAGGAUCCCAAAUGCUCUACUAACCCUAUUUUGAAGCAACAGAAUCUCCCAUCCAGUCCGGCACCCAGUACCAUAUUCUCUGGAGGUUUUAGACACGGAAGUUUAAUUAGCAUUGACAGCACCUGUACAGAGAUGGGCAAUUUUGACAAUGCUAAUGUCACUGGAGAAAUAGAAUUUGCCAUUCAUUAUUGCUUCAAAACCCAUUCUUUAGAAAUAUGCAUCAAGGCCUGUAAGAACCUUGCCUAUGGAGAAGAAAAGAAGAAAAAGUGCAAUCCGUAUGUGAAGACCUACCUGUUGCCCGACAGAUCCUCCCAGGGAAAGCGCAAGACUGGAGUCCAAAGGAACACCGUGGACCCGACCUUUCAGGAGACCUUGAAGUAUCAGGUGGCCCCUGCCCAGCUGGUGACCCGGCAGCUGCAGGUCUCGGUGUGGCAUCUGGGCACGCUGGCCCGGAGAGUGUUUCUUGGAGAAGUGAUCAUUCCUCUGGCCACGUGGGACUUUGAAGACAGCACAACACAGUCCUUCCGCUGGCAUCCGCUCCGGGCCAAGGCGGAGAAAUACGAAGACAGCGUUCCUCAGAGUAAUGGAGAGCUCACAGUCCGGGCUAAGCUGGUUCUCCCUUCACGGCCCAGAAAACUCCAAGAGGCUCAAGAAGGGACAGAUCAGCCAUCACUUCAUGGUCAACUUUGUUUGGUAGUGCUAGGAGCCAAGAAUUUACCUGUGCGGCCAGAUGGCACCUUGAACUCAUUUGUUAAGGGCUGUCUCACUCUGCCAGACCAACAAAAACUGAGACUGAAGUCGCCAGUCCUGAGGAAGCAGGCUUGCCCCCAGUGGAAACACUCAUUUGUCUUCAGUGGCGUAACCCCAGCUCAGCUGAGGCAGUCAAGCUUGGAGUUAACUGUCUGGGAUCAGGCCCUCUUUGGAAUGAACGACCGCUUGCUUGGAGGAACCAGACUUGGUUCAAAGGGAGACACAGCUGUUGGCGGGGAUGCAUGCUCACUAUCGAAGCUCCAGUGGCAGAAAGUCCUUUCCAGCCCCAAUCUAUGGACAGACAUGACUCUUGUCCUGCACUGACAUGAAGGCCUCAAGGUUCCAGGUUGCAGCAGGCGUGAGGCACUGUGCGUCUGCAGAGGGGCUACGAACCAGGUGCAGGGUCCCAGCUGGAGACCCCUUUGACCUUGAGCAGUCUCCAUCUGCGGCCCUGUCCCAUGGCUUAACCGCCUAUUGGUAUCUGUGUAUAUUUACGUUAAACACAAUUAUGUUACCUAAGCCUCUGGUGGGUUAUCUCCUCUUUGAGAUGUAGAAAAUGGCCAGAUUUUAAUAAACGUUGUUACCCAUGUC